This is a messenger RNA of Nyctereutes procyonoides (raccoon dog), 1079 nucleotides long. RefSeq names its product ninjurin 1 (gene NINJ1). The transcript is spliced from 5 exons. Bases 73 to 528 code for a protein of 151 amino acids. Gene Ontology annotation, cellular component: membrane. The record is from RefSeq and is a predicted model, not a curated record. NCBI's taxonomy places the organism in Eukaryota, Metazoa, Chordata, Mammalia, Carnivora, Canidae. Gene Ontology annotation, biological process: tissue regeneration; cell adhesion.
GCAGCCGGGUGCCCCCCGCCCAGGCGCGAGCGGCGCUCUGGCCCCGAGCGAGGCGGCUCCGCCGGCCGCACCAUGGAGUCGCGCCCCGAGGAGUACGAGCUCAACGGCGACCUGCGCCCGGGCUCGCCCGGCUCCCCGGAGGCGAUCCAACCCCGCUGGGGCAGGAACCGGCCCAUCAAUGUGAACCAUUACGCCAACAAGAAGAGCGCGGCCGAGAGCAUGCUGGACAUCGCGCUGCUGAUGGCCAACGCCUCCCAGCUGAAGGCCGUCAUAGAGCAGGGCCCAAGCUUCACCUUCUUCGUGCCCCUGGUGGUCCUCAUCACCAUCUCCCUUGCGCUGCAGAUUGGUGUGGGCGUGCUGCUCAUCUUCCUUGUCAGGUAUGACCUCAACAAUCCCGCCAAGCACGCCAAGCUGGACUUCCUUAACAACCUGGCCACCGGCCUGAUUUUCAUCAUCGUCGUGGUCAACAUCUUCAUCACUGCCUUUGGUGUCCAGAAGCCGGUGAUGGACGUGGCCCCCCGGCAGUAGGGGCUCAGAUGCCCCCAGAUGGAACCCUGCCACAGCCACCCAGAUUCCGGAGCCGCCUCGCCCUGAGACCCACCCCCUGUGGGAGUUGGUCCUGGAAACUGCAGGAACCCAGGUGGGCCCCGCCGGGCCAUAUCCCAGGACAGGCUGCCCGUGGUGAGGCCACCCAGGCCAACACGGGGCCUGCUCCCCUUGAGAUUGGCUCAGGACACACAACUGGGGCAGGGUCGUGGCCACCACAGACACACAGCAGCCCAAGGAUGGUGAGGCGCCUAGUCGGCCUUGGUCUCAGGAUGUUUCCAGAGGGACAAGGAGAGCCCCCACCCUCUGCCAGUGCAAGGACCGUCUGGGCCUCGGGGCCCCACUCUGGUCCCCCAGGACACAGGCCUGCCAGCCCCCUGGUCACGGGCCCUGAACACACCUGCCACCAGCAGUGAGGGGGCAGUGCCCCCGCCCUCCUCAGGGGCCCGAGCCCCUGCAUAUCUAAGCACCAAUGACCAAUAAAGCUGACGCACCUCCUGCCUCAGGCCUGGGUGGUCAAUGGGUUGAGCAGA